AUGCGGCGGAACCGCGGCGGGCCCAGCUCGCCCUUCAGAACCAAUGGCGCCCCGAUCCCAGACUCCCUCUCCCUGAUCCGCUCCUUCAACAUCGAGACCAAUCCCACCCGCCCCGUGCGUCCCUCCCCGCUGACAGCCUCCACCAUCCCCGACAUGCCGCUCGACCUCGUGGACCGCAUUCGCUCGUUCCCGCUGUUCCUCUCAGCGCCCGACUCGUUCCUGGCUGCCAUUGGCAAGCACUUGAGACCGCAGGUGCACUCCCCGCACGAUCAUAUCUUGACGGAGGGCGAUGAGGCCAAGGCGAUGUACUGGCUGGUGCGGGGCGCGGUGGCAGUCACGUCGCGGGAUGGCGAGGCUACGUAUGCGGAGUUGAGGCCAGGCGCGUUCUUUGGGGAGAUUGGCAUCCUGAUGGACGUCCCGCGGACGGCGACCAUCAUCGCGCGGACGAAGUGUCUGCUGGUGGUGCUGAAGAAGGAGGAUCUGCGGACCGAGCUGCCGAAUUUUCCAGAGAUGGAACAAGCGAUUAUGGAGGAGGCUCAAGAGCGCUUGACGAUCUUGAAUAAGAAGCGGAAGGAGAGUGGGUUUGGGCCGAAAUUGGUUUCGACUUCUUUGCCGUCGAGAGGAGGGAAACUGCUUGCGCGGGAGGCGGCGCCGGGAGAGGUUUCGAUGGGUGAUGUGGGGAAGAUUGAGAAGGGGACGGUGAUCAAUACCAAGAAGCGGAAAUCGCCAAGUCCGCAAGGGAUUGAGGAUCCUGCGGCUGGAAGCGCGUUAGGAAGUGGGUUUGUGAAUGUGAGGAGAACGUUGAAGGAGUUACCACUUUUCUCAACGCUUCCUCCUGAAAUUCUUCAUUUUCUGGGCUUGAGUGCACAGCCGAAGACGUAUCCUCCGUUCACGGAUAUUAUUCUCCAAGGGUCGCCUGGAAGCGAGAUUUACUUUAUUGUAAGAGGAGAGGUGGAAAUCAUACAUGAGACGACAAAUGGCCAAUCUUUCAGUCACGCGAAUCAUGGACAUCCUUCUUACAUUCGGCCGAGAUUGAAGCAAGGGCAGUAUUUUGGUGAAGUCGCUAGUCUGGCUCUAGCACCCAGGAGAACAGCUACUGUUCGAUCAAUUACAACAGUAGAGUGUCUGUUGAUCAGUGGAGAGGUUCUGGAAGAGCUAUGGCGAAGAUGUCCUCCGGAUAUCAAGAAACAGGUGGAGCGAACUGCCAAAACUCGAAUGGAGCACCAGGAUGAAGAUGUGCAUAUGAUCGAUGUUGAUGCACCUUCAAUCAACGAUUUGGAACUUGAAGAUCGUGUCACGACACCUAUACGGACCAGUCUUCCACAAGUCACGUUCACCCCGUCGAAACCUGCCAGUCCGCACAAGCCAAGUAGAGCAGAGGAUAAGGAGGUUUUGGAACCUCUGGAUCCUGAUCCUUUCUUGAGUGUCGAUAUGGAUAAUAUGAGAGCGAGAUCAAGGAGAGGUUCUUAUGCUCCACCUGUUCCUGACACUCCACCACCAGAAGAGCAGAAAGUGCAAUCAGGUCCAAAAACGAGGUCGAGAACUCAAACUCCAACUCCGACAAAAUCACCACUAGCUAUGACACCGCCAGAUUCGAGCUUCCGUCCAAAGAGACCAAGGACGCAACGGAGGCCGAGUCAAUAUAAUAGAGGUGUUCUUCCGGAUCCAAUACUUAUUCUGAUAUUUUCGUAUCUCGACAUUUAUCAGCUUAUGCGGCUCCGAAGUGUGUCACUUCAUUGGUCAAAACUUCUCACUACAUCUCCGAAAAUCUGCAAAACCCUUGAUCUCUCUCUCUAUAAUCGCCAAGUUACCAACAAAGUACUAACUGACAUCAUCUGCCCAUUUGUUGGGAAACGACCAGAAACCAUCGAUAUCAGUAAUUGUUUCCACAUCACAGACGAAGGCUUCUCCGCCCUCUCCCAACAAUCCGGCUCCAACGUGCACGCCUGGAAAAUGAAAAGCGUCUGGGACAUAACCGCCAACGCCGUCCUAGAAAUGGCCAACAACGCCAAACAACUCGAAGAAAUCGACCUCUCCAACUGCCGCAAAGUCAGCGACAACCUCCUCGCCCGCAUCGUUGGCUGGGUCGUCACCGAACCCGCCCCUCCUCAACAAAACACCCGUUCCAAAGCCCUCCAACAACCCAACCCCGCCGCUCCUCCCGUCGGCACCGUAGUCGGCUGUCCAAACCUCAAACGCUUGACGCUGAGUUACUGCAAACACGUCACGGAUCGCUCCAUGGCUCAUCUAGCCGUCCACGCUCAUUCGAGGCUCCAGAGCAUCGAUCUCACGCGCUGUACGACGAUCACGGAUGGUGGGUUCCAACAUUGGAGUAUCUAUAAGUUUUCGAGGCUCGAGAGGCUCAUUUUGGCGGAUUGCACGUAUUUGACUGAUAAUGCGAUUGUGUAUCUAACGAAUGCUGCGAAGGGGUUGAGGGAGUUGGAUUUGUCAUUCUGCUGCGCCCUCUCCGACACCGCAACCGAAGUCCUCUCCCUCGGCUGUCCGCGCCUCCGCUCCCUCAAACUCUCCUUCUGCGGCAGCGCCGUCUCCGACUCCUCCCUCCGCGGCAUCGGGCUGCACCUGCUCGAGCUCAGGGAACUGAGUGUGAGAGGCUGUGUGAGGGUCACGGGCACGGGCGUCGAGGCUGUGGUUGAGGGCUGUAUGUAA
This is a messenger RNA of Mollisia scopiformis, 2667 nucleotides long. Its product is annotated as RNI-like protein. NCBI's taxonomy places the organism in Eukaryota, Fungi, Ascomycota, Leotiomycetes, Helotiales, Mollisiaceae. Bases 1 to 2667 code for a protein of 888 amino acids. The transcript has 3 exons. Gene Ontology annotation, molecular function: protein-containing complex binding; protein binding. The record is from RefSeq and is a predicted model, not a curated record.